AUGGCCACGAAGGAUAAACAAGAUUCCGCGCUUCCCCCUUCCGCGCCGCCGGGAUUCAGCGACCACACGUUCACACCACCAAGUGGCGUGGAACUCGCGGUCCGUGUAUGGCCCGCCGAAACUCCCAUCAGCGAGCCGGCUCCGUUUAUCAUUUGGACUCACGGAGGCGGGUGGUUCGGUGGAUUUCACUUUGCUCCGCUUCCAUGGAUGGCGCCCGGCUUCCGGCAGCGGGGCUAUCACUUCGUAUCUCACAACUACCGCCUUGCCCCUCAAGCUGGGGUCGAAGAACAGCUAGAAGAUACCCUCGCAGCCAUUUCUUGGUGCCGCGCAAAUCUCCCAUCCAUCCUCGGGGAAAAUCAGGUUGACGUUGACCGCUACGUCCUGACCGGAGAGUCCGCCGGUGGCCAUUUGGCUACUUUAGCGGGACUGCAUGUUCCCAGUCCCUCCCCCAAGGCAAUCGUCAACAUGUAUGGAGUCGUGGACUUUGUCUCCAUGAGCGCCUUCGGGCCACCAGAGAAACGUGCUACCCGAGCCACCCAGCCUCCUUGGGAUGGCAGGUUCUCGGAGGAGACUCUUGCCAAACUUUUACGAGACCGUGAUCAAGCAAAUGCCGUAACCGAUGCACUCCCGUGGGAUGAGUUCAAGCGCAUCCCUGAUACUGUCAUCAGCAAGUUGUGGGCAACCGAUUUCAAAUACACGGAAAGGGCUUUGAUCCAGGCCGAACUACAUAUCAGGUAUGCCCUGAGCGCGUCAGCCGAGGGGUUGCGUGUGGGUAUUUUGCACGGCGAAAGAUUUCAGAGCGAGGAGGAGCUGAUCGCAUUUGUUCGUUCGGUAUCCCCUCUCCGGGUUCUUCAGCACCGAGCGGCUGAGGGCAAGAAGGGGGCUGAUUUGUUUCCCCCUACUGCUUUUCUACACGGAACCGGGGACGUUGACGUUCCUGUGGAACAGAGCUACGCAAUGGCCAGCGUGCUCAAGGAUGCUGGUGUCCCCGUCGUUGAGUCUUACGAAGAGGGGGAACCCCACGUAUUUGAUUUGAAGUAUACAGGCCCUGAUGUUCCUGGCUGGGACACGUACAUCGUACCCAUUCUCGACUUUAUCGACGAACAUCUCAGCAAGAAGUAA
Messenger RNA from Dichotomopilus funicola, 1122 nucleotides. Its product is annotated as putative isoprenylcysteine alpha-carbonyl methylesterase ICMEL2. Lineage: Eukaryota; Fungi; Ascomycota; Sordariomycetes; Sordariales; Chaetomiaceae. Bases 1 to 1122 code for a protein of 373 amino acids. Gene Ontology annotation, molecular function: lipase activity. The record is from RefSeq and is a predicted model, not a curated record. The transcript has 4 exons.